This is a messenger RNA of Dunckerocampus dactyliophorus (ringed pipefish), 2259 nucleotides long. RefSeq lists its product as uncharacterized. Gene Ontology annotation, molecular function: protein binding. The transcript is spliced from 4 exons. NCBI's taxonomy places the organism in Eukaryota, Metazoa, Chordata, Actinopteri, Syngnathiformes, Syngnathidae. The record is from RefSeq and is a predicted model, not a curated record. Bases 427 to 1056 code for a protein of 209 amino acids.
CAAGCUAAUCAUAUUUUGUCACCAGGAGUGUCACUUCAUAAAAUAAGAAAACUUCCCUCCUGGAGUAAAGUCAUCACACCAGUGAGGACCAGCAUGAUGAAUUUGACAAGUUGACAGUAUGGAGAUGAUCUGGAGUGACACCAUUUGCAAUACUUUGCGCAACACGAGUCUCGGAAAGUUUUCACGCCCCCGGAAGAUACCUCGUGGGAGGCGGCGUGAGAGCAGAGGCGAAAAGGGAAACCCAUGACUUUUGGGUGUGAAACAGAAGAGACACUAUAGAAGAGUAUAAAAGACCAACUCAGUGGCAUUCUCCUCAAUCAACAGACCUGGACUGGACUGUGUGGUGCCGACAGCCGUUUUCCAGGCACGUGGACUUGUCCCUCGGUUGUCCCCGUGUGCGCAUUAUUGGAACAUAAAGCUGAAGACAUGGACAUUGAGUGUCCGGAGAAGAGAUUCCGUGGCCGUGGACAGUGUAUGGACGCGUGCGUGGUGGUGUCCAUCCUGGUCCUGUAUGCAGCCUUCACAGGUUGUGUCAUGGUGCUGAUGGGGCUGCGCUCCAAAAUGGACUCAUCUCCACAGCACUUUCCAAUUGAUCCGACAGGACUCACACCGAACCCAGCAUAUAAGAUGCAGAACUUUGCUUUCUUGGAGGCCGUCUCAAGCAAGUUGGUGAACUCCACCAUGCAGUGGGCUCCAGUCCCUUACGGUGCCGGGAAGUCUGUUGGAAGCAACUUCCAGUUUGACGAAAAUCAACAUUUCCUGAGGCCCCAACGUGGAGGGACUUACUUUAUGUACCUGGACCUCAACGUGACCUGCACUUGCGCCUUUGGGUGCAGCUGCAGCGCGGGCCGCCUGAGCGUGCAGGUGGGCGACAUGCUGAGCUGCCAAGUGGAGCUUCCAGAAGGGUCCAUGCCUGAGAGCAAAAGAUGCUGGACAGUGAGUUGGAUGGACAGCAACACCCAGCUGCUCACCCACAUGAGCGUUCCAAAGGAAGGACUGAAGGACUGGAAGCUGGGGCUCAGUGGUUCUAACUUGGGCAUGUUCCUUGUGGACUAACGUUUACAAGAGAAUCGUCCUGCAGAUCUGCAGGUCCCAGUUUCAGAACUCAGCAAGAGCAUCGGCUCAAAGACUUGGCGGUUUAUGGACGUUACCAGAAAGAAGAGAAGUUGCAGUCGGGACCACGCUAAUUGGUUACAGACUAGACACUGAGUGCCUUUUUUGUAGUAAUAUGCAUAUUUAUUUAACAACAUGGGACUGAUUAUAUUCCACACAGCUGUAUGUCAGAUAUAGUCUUGUUCCAUGUUGAUAACACUACAUUAGUGUUGAUGUGCAAUAUGCUUCAAGUCGAAUUUGAGUUGAAUGCGACUGUGUUUUUUGUUUUCAUUUUAUAAAUAUAUAAAAAAAAAGUAAAUAAAGGCGAAGUUGUCAGUUGUAAUGCUGACAAAGAGUGUACAGUACAUAACAAUAAUAUAUUUAAUAGUGCAUUUUACUAAAUAAACACACACCCUCCACUGGGAUCCCUAAAAAACGACUCCAGUUGACUACAAUAAAAAACGAAACACCGAGUUGAUGAUUAAUAUUUCCUACUCGAUCAGUGCCCUGCAAUUGCAGUCUCCUCGCGAGUGGAAGUAGCCGACAAUUCAAUGGCAAAAGACAAUAAUGUAAUGAUAAAUGAAUCAACGGUAACCAAACCAGUCCACUGUACUGAAAGAUGUGGAAUUAAAAACGUGCGAUGGAAGAAUGUAAGUCCAAUGGACAAAUUGCACGGUGAUGAUUGUAUCCAUAUUAACAUGGAAAUAAACAUGUGAACUCAGUUUUGGUCUCGGUGUGUGUGUGUUUGAAUCGGAGAAAAUGACGUCUGUGAAAGUGAUUGCGGCACAGCUGAAAGUGGAAUAUUUGAAAAAAAAGUUUGUUGCGAAGGGGAAAGUUCCCUGUUGUUGUCGGUAGCGGGAAGUAACCGUGCAUCACUUCCUGUUUAUUUAUUUUAAAGUGUGGUUUAGGAAACAAAAAAGCGUUGGUCAGCAAACAAGCACAAUAGCGGCAAAUAAAUGGAGACGUGCAUAUGUUGACAUUGUGAUCGACCUUUGUUGCACACGAAGCAGAAGCCUGACACUGACAUAUUUUACACCUUUGCAGAGCUGCUUUCUAGGCAGUAUAUCAUUUUAUUUAUUGGCGAUAAUACAUAUAGUUUUACAUUAAUACCUCAAAACUGAGCAUUAUUAUUUUCUGUAACUACAUUGGAGAUAAGAAGGUUGUAAC